UCCAAACACCAUCCCCAACUUCCUUGUUUGUUUUUCUCUCGCUAUUCAUUCUCUUCCGAUCUGCGGCCUUCACAGCCUCCUCGCUCUCCUCCACUCCAUAUUUUCCGAUCUCCCAAUCUAAUCCAACUCUGAGGGUUUCGUUGAAGGACGACUCCGCAGUUCCAUUUUAUCUCAGGUUUGGGGUGUUUGUUUGGCCAUAAAUCUUUAUGCUUUGAGAAGCUUUUUGGUGUUUCAAUCUGUAUGAAUGACCUUGCAAUAAAUUCUGAACCAUGACAUCAAGUACGCUAUCUGGAGAACGGAGAUGGGCUUCUGCAAGACGAAGUGGCAUGACUGUUUUGGGAAAAGUUGCUGUUCCAAAACCUAUAAACUUACCUAGUCAGAGGUUAGAAAAUCAUGGUCUGGAUCCUAAUGUGGAAAUUGUACCCAAGGGUACUCUUAGUUGGGGGAGUAAAUCAUCUUCUUCAUCAAAUGCAUGGGGUUCCUCGACAUUGUCUCCAAAUACUGAUGGUGGUAACAGUUCCCCUAGCCAUCUAAGUGCUCGCCCUUCAUCUGGUGGCAGUGGCACACGACCUUCAACUGCAGGUAGUGACAGAGCACCUGAAUCUACUAAUGCUCGGGGUUCGGAUUCUAGACCAUCAUCAUCUUCUGGGCCAUUGGCUUCAAAUCAAACAUCACUUGCAUCUUUGCGUCCUCGAAGUGCUGAAACAAGGCCUAGAAGCUCUCAGUUAUCUCGGUUUGCUGAACCUGUUCCUGAAUAUUCAGGGACAUGGGGUGAAACUGGGAGAGCUGAAAAAUUGGGGAUGCCAUCUUCCAAGAAUGAUGGGUUUUCUCCCACUUCUGGAGACUUUCCUACUCUUGGGUCUGAAAAGGAUACCUCUGGGAAAAACACAGAGUUGCAAGAGCAUGGUUCCCAAGGUCGUCCUGGCUCAUCCUCUGAAGUAGCACCAAUGAAAGAGAGGACUGGGAAUCCUGUUGUUGUUGACAUUUCUGGAAAUGAAAAUCAAAAGAGUGGAGCUGCAAAAUUUUGGAGAAGAGAGAAUCCUCCAUAUAGUGAAGAUGGAGUCCGACCAAGCAUGGAGAAGUGGCAUGCGGAUCCCCAGGGACCUCAUCCAUUCCCUAAUACUGGUAUCCAUCCCCAGCAUUAUGGUGCUUGGCAUGGUCCACCAAUAAACAAUCAUCCGGGUGGUGUUUGGUAUAGAGGACCCCCUUCAGGUCCUCCAUAUGGGCCACCAGUUCCACCUGGGGGAUUCCCCUUGGAGUCAUUUCCUUAUUAUCGACCUCAGAUUCCAGGUAGUGCUCUUCCUAAUCCACGGCCAGUUCCUCCAGGAGCAGGGCCAAGGGGACCUCAUCCAAAAAAUGGAGAUAUGUAUAGAGGCCCCAUGCCUGAUGCUUUUGUCCGCCCAGGUAUGCCAAUAAGACCUUCAUUUUACCCUGGUCCAGUGCCUUAUGAGGGCUACUAUGGUCCUCCCAUGGGCUAUUGUAAUGUAAAUGAGCGAGAAAUGCCAUUUAUGGGAAUACCAGCUGGUCCUCCUUAUAAUCGGCAUCCAAGUCAAAAUGCUCCAGAUCCUGGUGGUUCUCAUGCCAGGCCCGGUGGUGGCCAUGGUCCUCCUGGAAAAGCACUGGCUCCACAGCAUUUUGAAUCUGGCCAUCCUCAUGAUACACGAGGACCAUACAAGGUUCUUCUGAAGCAGCAUGAUGGCUGGGAAGGAAAAGAUGAACACAGGUCAGAGGAUACUGUUCCCAGUGUAGAUAAGGGUGAUCUAAAGAGAACAUCAUCAUGGGAAAAUGAUUGGGAAGUGGAUCAGAGAAAGAAGGAAGAAGUGAAUAUGAGGACAGUUGUUGAAGAAGCUUCCACUCAUAUUACUGACCACCAUGGAAGGGAUUCUAUCUCGUCCAAAGUGAAGUCAUCUGAAGGUGUUAAAAAAGCUAGGGCAUAUGGCGACAUUUCGGCAAAGAAAAUUGAGCAUAUGGAUGACCCUGGUACCACAAAAGAUUCCAGUCUCUUUCAGAAAAUAGAGAGUUUAAACGCAAAGUCUCGUGCCUCUGAUGGGCAAGUAGCAAAGCAAUUUGCAAAUGAAGUUGUUAUUGGUUCUCGUGCUGUGCCUGCUUCUGGAAUGACUGGACCUACUUCUAAUGAAGUAGGCAUUUCAUCUGGAGAUAAGAGAAUGGACGUGCCAGCUGUUGGAGUAGAAAACAGCAGAAGAUCUUCCCAUGCUAGGCAUGGUAGAACUGAUCAUCGAGGAAGGGAAAGAUUCAAUUCUGAAGAUGUUGAUGGAUGGAGAAAGAAACCUCCGUUUAUAGAUUCUUCAAAUGUAAAGUCCACCACACAUUUUGAAAACCAUUCUGAUGCAAAUGUGAAAGACCAUGCACCAUUAGAGGCUUUAGAAAAGUCUGCAUCAUAUUCCCCAAAAAGGGAUGAGGGCGAGUUGAUGCCUCCUGUGUAUGAUCCAAGUGAUAAUGAAGCACAGCGAGCUAUGAUGAGAGAACUUGCAAAGCAGCGGGCCAAACAACGACAAAAAGAGGAGGAAGAGCGAGCUAGAGACCAGAAGGCCAAGGCUCUGGCUAAAUUAGAAGAGUUGAACAGACGUACACAAACAGCUGAAGGUUUAACUCAGAAGUUGGAACCCGUUCCAGAUAUGGCUGUCCAGAGUAAGCAAGAAGAAUCCAGAACACUAACUGAUGAUAUCCUCCCAAGCAGAUCUGAAAUAACAUGCUUGGUUUCUAGCUCAACUAUAGUUGCAGAUGUUGGUCAAAGCAGCACUGGGGAACUUGAAAAUACUGUUAUGUCCAAUCAACAACCCUUGGUGUCAACAAGGAAUGCUCAUAAGGCUACUGCCGAAAUGCAUAACCGUUCUUUGCCCUUGCCACAUGCUGAUGCUGCUCUCCACGAUAACCCACAGGUUAGCGAUGGUAGCACUUUGAAGCAGAAGCACGUGGACUAUAGGAAAAAGGAUCCCAACUUAUUGGAUAAGGGUUCCAGUGAGAAGUAUAUUACAACUGAAUUGCUAAAUAUUCAUACUGAUGCAGUAGUUGAUGGGGCUCCGUCUGCUGAGGCUGUCACAAAUGAAAUUGACUCAAUCUCUGUGUCAGUUUCUACCCAAAAUGUUGUGAACACUUCCACAAUGCACCAGAAAAGGAAAAAUAAUAGGAGUGGUAAGAACAAACAUAAAGUGGAGGAGACAUUGUCUUUGGCUUCUCUGUCAUCUGGGAUUUCAAAAGAAAUAAGUCAUACACGUUCCUCUGUUGAGGGUCUGAAGCCCAAGUCUUCUGAAUGUAACUUGGAUCUUAACUCAUUUCAGUCUCUGACUGAAUCGAAGGAUGGAAACCAGUCUUCAGCGCAGGAAUUAGCUUUUCCUCAUGAAGAAGCCUCUGGCCAAGUGAAUAACCAGUGGAAAUCUCAGCAGUAUCGCAGGAUGCCACGCAAUCCACAAGCUUAUAAAUCUGCAAUAUAUGGUGGUGAUGCUGUUGUAUGGGCACCUGUGCGGUUACAAAACAAAACUGAGGUUAUUGAAGAGGUCAGCCAUAAGUCGGCAGCUGAGAAUGAUGUUACUCCUCAGACAAAGAAUUAUGAUCAAGUGCAAAACAAUGCCAGAAAUAAGAGGGCUGAGAUAGAGAGAUACAUCCCGAAGCCUGUUGCAAAAGAAAUGGCUCAGCAAGUAAUUUCUCAGCAAACAGUAGCUCAUUUAGACAAUCAGAUUGCUGCAGAUGACAUUGCAGGUAGAGCAGGUCCUGGGUCCCAUGGAAUUGAAUGUUCUAAACAGUCAGGCACAUCCACAGGGACUGUGGGGAACACUAAUGAGUCUAGGAAUGAUGGUAGGCAGGGAAGAGGACAUGGAUCUUGGAGCCAACGUGCCUUGGCUGAGCCAUCUUUGCAAGAUGGGCUUUAUACCAAUCCUAGUAAAAAUGCUGAGAAAUCAGCUGAGCAGAAGCAAGAGCAGAAGGCUGCUUCCAGCCUAGUGAAAGAGCAACCCAAGUAUGAUGAAUGGGAUACGUCCGAUGGUUGGAACAUGCCUGAAUAUCCUGAUUCUACUGUAUCAUCAGUACCUGUUUUAAGAAAUCAGGGGACAACAGGAAGAGGAAAACGUCAUCCAUUCAAGGGACAAAAAGGUGGGGGAAACAACUACAGUUCUGAUCGCAAGAAAAUUAACAAUGGUGAAGCUGAUAAAUUUAGCCCACCAUCAUCGGUCCCUGAGAUGGUUCGAUUAGACUCGCCUGCUGAAUCAAAAGAGAACCGUGGUGUUGGGGAUCGAUCAACAUCUCAUUGGCAACCCAAAUCUGCGCCCAUCAAUCAACGAGGAAGCAGGCCUGAUAGUGAUCAAAAUAUUGGUUCUGAAAUUAGUAGGACAAACAGAACGGAUUCUGCCCUUCAGGCUAAGAAGUCACAUCAACCUCAACCAGACAGAGAAACCUGUAAAGGUGUGACCGUGUCUCUUAAAGAUCAUGUCUCUGAAAAAGGAAGCGUUGAAGCACAAAAUGUCGGACAUCACGAGUCAAAGAGGGAAAGGAAUGUAGCUUCACUUAAAGGAAACCCACACUCCUCAAACCAAGGUCCUGGUCUUCCAGUUGAGGCACCUCCAUCGAAUAUGGAUACAAGAAAUGAGCAGCGCACAACCACAGGGUUCCGCAGAAAUGGAAACCAAAAUAACCGAUAUGGUAGAGGGCAUGAUUCCCGUGGUGAUUGGGGCUCAUCUGGUCAAGAAAUGAAACAGCAAACCCCUGCAAACCGUGAAAGGCAGAGGCACAAUUCACAUUACGAGUACCAGCCAGCCGGACCCCAAAAUAACAACAACAAUAAUAAUAGAGCAAAUAAUCCUGAAGGACCAAGAGAUGGAUCUCAUGGAACAGGUGGAAGGUACAGGGAGAGGGGUCAGAGUCGCCCAAGGCGUGGUGGGGGAAACUUCCAUGGACGUCCAAGUGGAACCGGUGGUUAUGAGUAGUGAGGAAGGACUUCAGGGUUGGUAUUUUAUUUUAUUUUGGUAAAAAACUGCUAUCUGCCAUGGACGACCCCUCGUAUUUUCAGGUAUCAUUCAUGAGUAGACAUUUUUUGUGUGCUGUAAAACUAUUAAUUCUUCUCUUAACUGAUGGUAUAUGGAUUGAGCAGGGCUGGGAGAAAGACAGAUGAUGGUGUCGCUAUGGGUGAAAAAACAUGAUUGAAGGUACUCAAAUGCGGUUUACUUCAUUUGUAGUUUUCAACUGUAAUUUGGAAUGGCCACAGUUCGUAUCCUGUGGAACCUUUGCCACAUUUGUUUGAGCCCUGUAUUUCAGUGAAGCAAGAAGUUUCUAGUC
Molecule: messenger RNA, 5286 nt
Organism: Hibiscus syriacus
Lineage: Eukaryota; Viridiplantae; Streptophyta; Magnoliopsida; Malvales; Malvaceae
Product: protein MODIFIER OF SNC1 1-like
Exons: 12
Coding region: 270-4937 (1555 amino acids)
Biological process (GO): epigenetic regulation of gene expression
Source: RefSeq, a predicted model, not a curated record